CCAGAGGAGAGCCGUGAGCUCGUCACUUCGUGGGGCUGGGGCCUUGGAAUUAUAUGUCGCAGAAGUGAAGAAAAUGACCACAUCAGGUGUUGCACUAAGAGUGGAAACUUGGCUCUUAUCUACCUGGCAUGUGAAAGUACCAACUCGAUGGCUAGAAGCUUGUAUUGAUUGGAUUGAAAAAGGACAUCAUGGAAGCAAUUUGGCUCAGGCUGCUAUUAACAAGAAAGUUUUUGAGCAAUGGCUUCUUACAGAUCUCCGAGAUCUUGAAUACCCUGUUCUGCCUCAAUUCAUUUUAAAUGAUCCAAAAGGAGAAUUGAAUGGCUUUUAUUCAGUGCAAAUUGAUUCAGUUGUUGAUGUGAGUCAGCCUGCUUAUUCCCAGUUGCAAAAAAUAAGAGGAAAAAACACUGUAAAUGAGGAAGUAACUGCUUAUACACAGAGAUCCUUGAGGUCAUGGGAGGAAAAUCCUACUCGAAUGCUUCUGCUACAAAUAACUGAUGGUAUACAUCAUAUCCAAGGUAUGGAAUAUCAACCUAUUCCUCAACUCCAUAGUGGUCUACCUCCAGGUACCAAAAUUAUGAUACAAGGGAAAGUUGCAUUUCGUUUAGGUGUUCUUUUGCUUAAACCAGAAAAUGUGAAAUUAUUGGGAGGUGAAGUUGAUAGCCUUCUAGAGACAUUUGCUUUGGAGAGAGUGCUUGCCAGAUUAAUUGGAGAAGAAGACUGUAGUCCUAACAUUGUCAGGUCUGAUAUUGGUGAAAAUGAAAUUGCAAGGCCUGAUGAUGAAUUAGGGCUUUCUGAUGAAGAGCUUUUGGCAACUCUUGAAGAAAAUGAUGAAAUAAGGAUAAAUGAAGUUCCUCCUGAAAGUGGAUACUAUUCAAGAAGUACCAGUUUAAAUUCUACUGUGCCUUCUUUUCCUCAGAGCUUUGGAAACUGCUCACAACAAAGAUCUGCAGAGUCAAUUUCAAGAAAUGAAGAACUACAAACUGUUUCAGUUCUAGAAAAUAUGGAAGGCGAUUUUGAUGGAUUUUCAAUGGAUGACGACUUACUUUUAGUAGAAGCGAUACAGCAAGAACCGGUACAUGUUCUGAACACUAAAUCUAGUAUAAAUAAUGAAGCUGUUCAAGAAAAAAAAUCUAGUGAAAGAGCAAUGUAUAAUGUGUUUGAAGAAAGCACGGCAGUUUUUACUACAAAUCAUAAAAGACAGUACACCCAGAAUUUAGAUGGCAGUAAAAAAUCCUCUAAAAUUUCUAAUGAUGGAGUAAUAGACAUCAGUGCAGAAUUCGGAUUGUGUUCUGAGCAGGUAGAGAUGAUAAAAGUAAAGAAUAAAUGUCACAAAGUUGAUUUGGAUACUGCUCCUUUUACAUAUCUAUGUGUUCUGUUUAGUAGCAAGUGCAGAGAUAAUACUACUGUGACAAUCAAAGCAUUUAUAGUAACUCUUACAGGAAAUCUCACAAGCAGUAAUGGUUUCUGGAGUGUAACAGCAAAAAUAUCUGAUGGCACAGCUUAUCUAGAAGUUGAAUUUGCUGAUGAGAUUCUUACAAGCUUAAUUGGCUUUUCUGUGCCUGAAAUGAAGCAACUGAAGAAAGAUCCUGUCCUGUACCCAAAGCUUAAAGAGGGAUUACAGAAUUGUCAAACAGAACUAAUAGACCUCUGUUGCUUGAUGACUAUUGAAUUUAAUGUUUGCCAAACAAAAGGAAAAGUAAUAGUUUUGCAAGAUAUUAAUAUAAAUGAUUUGAAUCACUUAAAAAGACGCUUAUAUAUUUAACAUUUAGCAGCAGGUUUUAAUCUGAAGAAAAACCUGUAUCUUAGACUAGGUGUUAAUUAUGGUGUUACUGUUUGAAUUCAGGUUCAGUUGGAGAACCGAGAAAUAUUUUCAUGACAACAUAUAUUUUCUUUAAGUCACUCAAAAAAUGUGUUUGUUUUAGCAAUGGUUAAUGCAUUUUAACUAUUUCCUCAAAAUAACGCUUUUUAAACAUGAGAAAAAUAAAAUUAAGAAUUUAUUCCUAAAAGCUAUUUAUCCUUUGCACUCUUACAAUGAGUAAAAUGAAGUACAUGUAUUUUGAAUGAACAAGCCAGUCUCUGUUUGUGAUUUUUUUACAAUAUUGACAUGAGAUUUGUACCCAGUGCAUUUUGAAAGACUUGGAAGUAAUUGAAAUUGUUAAUUGAACAAUUGACAAUUGAAAUUGUUAAUUGCCCCAAUUUUUCAAGUUUGGAAAUUUGAUAGCAGUAACUUUUAUACAGUAUUUACAUUGUAUUUAGGUAUUUAUACAAAUCUUUAGAAAUAAAAUAUAUUCAAAGUAGCAUGGAAGUGAUUUUGAAUAAAUCAGAGUGAAGCCAUUUUAACCUGUUAUCUGACAGGAUGUCUCUAACAAAGAAUAUGAUAAAUGAGCCAGCUGCAGGGUCAGCAGAGAGGGUGAGAAUAAUUGGAUAUGAUGAGAGCUGGGUUUAGUAUUUAUA
Molecule: messenger RNA, 2454 nt
Organism: Thamnophis elegans (Western terrestrial garter snake)
Lineage: Eukaryota; Metazoa; Chordata; Lepidosauria; Squamata; Natricidae
Gene: RMI1
Product: RecQ mediated genome instability 1
Exons: 2
Coding region: 74-1762 (562 amino acids)
Biological process (GO): double-strand break repair via homologous recombination; resolution of meiotic recombination intermediates
Cellular component (GO): RecQ family helicase-topoisomerase III complex; nuclear body
Molecular function (GO): nucleotide binding
Source: RefSeq, a predicted model, not a curated record